CUUGCUCUUCCCAAAACACUAUCCUUAUUGCACUAGGUAGAUACAAUUUUGUUUAAUAACAGCUUUUUAAAAAAUCUCAAUUUAAAUAAAAAAAAUCAAGUAAAUUGAUAGUGAAUUUGGUAGUGGGAAUGGAACAAAUUGUGAAGACAGAAGGUCUAGAGCUGAGCUUUGGGAAGCCACAGGGCACAUGUAAGACACUGGGAUGAAUAUGUACCUGGAAAAGUCCUAGGUGUACUCCAAGGAGGAAUAGAGUCAUGGCUACGAUUUAUUAGAGAAUAAGAGAGGUUGGAAAAGCAAAGCACUGAGAAGUUCAGGAGAAUCAGGGGAAGGUUCUUGGAAGAGGUGGCAGUUAAAUUGGAUUUUAAAGAAGAAGCUGGAGAAGCAAGACAUCCACACUGGGGGUGGUGGUGUUGGCAACAAGAUAGUUUGUGUGAAGUGCUUUAAAACAGUUGAGUGAGCAGUGGUGUAGAGAAUUGAUAAUAUUUCUGGUCAGAUGAAGGGACAGAUUUGAAGGCCAGGGAGAAUAUUUUUGGUGGCAACUAUGAAGGGCCAGAGGGGAAAUAAUAUAAUCUAAGAGGCCUCAAGGUUGCCAAGGAGGCUGUAGACCAAAUGGCCAUUGAAGACUCUUGUUGGCAGGGCCAGCCGGGCUGCCAGUCUGAGCUGGCAGUGUUUGUGCCUUCAGAGCCACUCGCUUGUUCCAGCAGCAACCUUCUUCCUCUUCUCAGAAACUUCUCAGCUUCUCUAGCCUGCACUGUGUCCCACAAGCAGGGCUGGAAACCUCAUUCAUCCUUGGGCCUCUGGAACUCGUAAUCCUAAAAUGUCUUGCCUGGUCUGGAAUGUCUUUUCUAUUUCCCCCAUCCUGGAAUUCCAAAGCCAAUCAAAUUAUCUUUCCCCAACUCAAGAGUUAAUCAUCAGCUUCUUAUGUAAAUCAGAACAGGAAAGUCUUGCUUGGUCAAUUCCUUUGAGAAUAUUGUUCUGAUGCUGUUCUUCAGUAACUCGGCUGCCUCUGCCUACCUAUUCAGCACUUACCAGUUAACAAGAAGCUCUUUCUGGCUCCCAACUGAAGCUCUCUGAGGCCAGCAGCAGCCGUCGAUGUUCACGGAGUUCGGGCAGGCAGCCAAAUGAGUGGGAAUUGGGUGCACCCAGGCCAGAUCCUAUUUUGGGCUAUCUGGGUCCUUGCAGCCCCCACCAAGGGGCCUUCUGCUGAAGGGCCACAGAGGAACACCAGGCUGGGAUGGAUUCAGGGCAAGCAAGUCACCGUGCUGGGAAGCCCUGUGCCUGUGAACGUGUUCCUCGGAGUCCCCUUUGCUGCUCCCCCGCUGGGACCCCUGCGAUUUACAAACCCUCAGCCUGCAUCGCCCUGGGAUAACUUGAGAGAAGCCACCUCCUACCCUAAUUUGUGCCUCCAGAACUCAGAGUGGCUGCACUUAGAUCAACACAUGCUCAAGGUGCAUUACCCCAAUAUCGGCGUGUCAGAAGACUGCUUGUACCUGAACAUCUAUGCGCCUGCCCACGCUGAUGCAGGUUCCAAGCUCCCCGUCUUGGUGUGGUUCCCAGGGGGUGCCUUCAAGACUGGCUCAGCCUCCAUCUUCGAUGGGUCUGCUCUGGCUGCCUAUGAGGACGUGCUGGUUGUGGUCAUCCAGUACCGGCUGGGAAUAUUUGGCUUCUUCACUACAUGGGAUCAGCAUGCGCCGGGGAACUGGGCCUUCAAGGACCAGGUGGCUGCUCUGUCUUGGGUCCAGAAGAACAUCGAGUUCUUUGGUGGGGACCCCAGCUCUGUGACCAUCUUUGGCGAGUCCGCGGGAGCCAUAAGUGUUUCGAGCCUUAUACUGUCUCCCAUGGCCGAAGGCUUAUUCCACAAAGCCGUCAUGGAGAGUGGGGUGGCCAUCAUCCCUUACCUAAAGGCCCAUGAUUAUGAGAAGAGUGAGGACCUGCAGGUGGUUGCACAUUUCUGUGGGAAGAAUGCAUCAGACUCUGAAGACCUGCUGAGGUGCCUGAGGACAAAAUCCUCCAAGGAGCUGCUGACCCUCAGCCAGAAAGUAAAGUCUUUCACUCAAGUGGUUGAUGGUGCUUUCUUUCCUAAUGAGCCUCUAGAUCUAUUGUCUCAGAAAGCAUUUAAAGCAAUUCCUUCCAUCAUCGGAGUCAAUAACCAUGAGUGUGGCUUCCUGCUGCCUAUGAAGGAGGCUCCUGAGAUCCUCAGUGGCUCCAACAAGUCCCUUGCCCUCCAUCUGAUACAAAACAUCCUGCACAUCCCGCCUCAGUAUUUGCACCUUGUGGCUAAAGAAUACUUCCAUGACAAGCACUCCCUGACUGAAAUCCGAGACAGUCUUCUGGACUUGCUUGGAGAUGUGUUCUUUGUGGUCCCUGCACUGAUCACAGCUCGAUAUCACCGAGGUGAGUCUCUGAGCACCCCCCUCCAGGACCACAGCCCAGCGAGGCUGGUGGCCACGGUGAUCCAUGUUGUCUACUGACUGGCUGCCUCCUCUGCCUCUGUUCCUUCACAGAGAGGGUGUCUGUGUCUGGAUGGGAACAUGCCAUGGGUACCUGUGUCAUUCACCUGCCUUUCAGAGUUUGGGAAUGUUGAUCAGUUGUUUCUGUUUCUUCCCCUUCUUCAGGACCAUGUAGAAAAUUCUCAUCUCCCUAUAAUUUUCUGGGCGCUGUCCCCCGGGAUUUUUUCUUUCUAGAAAUGUCUUCCCCAACAUCUUAGCCAUACAUAGUAAUGGAACAAACAUUUUAGCUAUAAGGAGUAAUGGAUUCCUAAAGUAAUAGACUUUAAUUCAACUAUUUUAAAGGCAGAAUGGUAUUAAGUACAUUCAUCUUGUUGUACAACCAUCACCGCUAUACAUCUUCAGAAUGUUUUUAUCAUCCCAAACUGAAAAUCAGUACCUAUUAAAAAUAACUCCCCACUCCUCUUUUCCCCAGA
Messenger RNA from Chlorocebus sabaeus (green monkey), 2923 nucleotides. RefSeq names its product carboxylesterase 5A. The record is from RefSeq and is a predicted model, not a curated record. Lineage: Eukaryota; Metazoa; Chordata; Mammalia; Primates; Cercopithecidae.